Messenger RNA from Arabidopsis lyrata subsp. lyrata, 1181 nucleotides. RefSeq names its product probable serine/threonine-protein kinase PIX7. The transcript has 6 exons. Gene Ontology annotation, biological process: protein phosphorylation. The record is from RefSeq and is a predicted model, not a curated record. Gene Ontology annotation, molecular function: ATP binding; protein kinase activity. Lineage: Eukaryota; Viridiplantae; Streptophyta; Magnoliopsida; Brassicales; Brassicaceae. The coding region runs from base 53 to 994 and encodes 313 amino acids.
UUUCGUAUUCUCCAUCAAACUUUAGUGUUAAGAAAACUUUCAGAUUAUUGGAAUGGGAAAUUGUCUCUCAGCUUCGACACCUCCCACCCAACCAAAUGCUCCCAUUUCAGUGGAGGAGGGUGUGAAAGUCUUCACGGUGGCAGAGCUGAAGAAAGCGACUAAUGAUUUCGGAAACCAGAUGGAAAUAGGAGAGAGCUUGGGAUAUCUCAAUCCCAAGACGUUGUCUCCGGCCAAGAAAGGUGUUGGCAUGGCCGUCGCGGUCAAGAAAAUUUACCUAGCCAAUGAACAAGCUUUUCAAGAUUGGCUUGUUGACGUAGAGUUUCUAAGACAUAAUUCUCAUCCAAGCUUGGUGAAACUCAUUGGCUAUGGUUAUGAUCGUGAUAUGUUGUUUAUUGUUUCUGAAUACUUUCCGAAUGGAAGCUUAGGAAGUUACAUCGAUAGAGAUAGUCGUCCAAAGUCAUUACCGUGGGAGACACGACUCAAGAUAUCCAUAGGAGCGGCUCAGUGUCUUGCCUUCUUGCACUCUAGGAAGCAAGCCGGCCUCUACCGCAGAUAUCUCACUGCUUCGAAAAUCCUGCUCGAUUCAGACUUCAACGCAAGAGUUUCCUAUUUUGGAAAGCCAAAAGUUUCUCUCGAUGAACUGGUACACACCAGAGGGUUUGCAAAUGUAGCACCUAGAUAUCAAUACCCACCUCCCGAAUACAUACUCUCAGGGAUGUCAAACAUGGCGGGCGAUGUGUACAGCUUUGGUGUUAUACUACUUAAAAUGUUAACUGGUUUAGGAAAGCACCUUAUAAUCUCAGUAAAGCGAGAGAUAAAAAAUAAAAAGGACAACAUUGAGGCGAUGAUCGAUCCAGAUUUGAAGAAUAGCUAUCCUCUUGAAGCGGGAAGACUUAUGUGCGAGCUUAUUAAACAAUGCCUUGAGGUAGACCCGAAGAUACGACCAACCAUGCAAGAAGUGCUAGAUAAUCUGAAUGCUAUAGCCCUGUUUUGAGGACAAAUUAUAUUAAGGGUUAUAAAUGCUGAAAACAUUGUUUCACUAUAAGACAGUUAUAACAACUCGUAUAUGACGAGAAGUGUUAAGAAACAAAACCUAAUUCUCCUUUCUUAUCCACUCAAGAACAGAUCUAAGCUAAUCAACUUUGAAUCUUUACACUAAUACAAUGAUCACUAUUUUCUUC